ACCCUUGCACUCCCAGGAUGGGGAAUGAUUAGCAAAAAAGAAAAAGGGGGAAGUGUGUGUUAGAAAUAAUAGCAAUAGCAGAAGCUGCAUUCGUAAGCACAAAAUUCACCGCUUCUGUUAAGUAUAUCGCACGCCGGUAUCUACACCUCUUUCAAUCUUCCAUCGCUUCCAAUAUCGAUCACUGAGCGUCACUCAGAGUUUAAGAAGAAGAAGGAGAAGAAGAAGAUAACCCUAGCGAUUUAAAUUUGAGUUUGUAAGGAAUGGCCUCUUACAGGCCUUUCCCUCCGCAAUCGAGUCAAAUUCAAAACCCUAUUGCAGGUGCAGGUACAAAUCAUCAGUAUAAUCAAAAUUGGGGUUCUUAUGGAGAUCCCUCUACUUCUUCAUUCCCCCAAAUCCCUCCAAAUUCCAAUUAUCAUCAACAACAACAACAACAUGUUCCAUAUGCACCACCUCCACCUCCUCCCAAUUCCCAUCACCCUCAUUUUCCAUACCCUCCACCGGCACCACCACCUCCACCGCCACCUGAAGCCUCAUACCAGCCUCCUCCACCACCACCUCCUAUGUAUUAUCCUCCUAAUAAUCAGUAUAACAAUCAGCCACCUCCCCCGCCGCCACCUCCUUUGUCGCCCCCACCGCCACCUCCCCCUGCUUCACCCUCGCCCCCUCUGGUAACUCAAAACAAUGAAGAGAGGCGUUUCAAGGAGCCUUCCACGUCUGGCAGGCGCGAAUACGAGCAUUCCAAUCAUGGCGUUGCUCACAAGCAGCACAAGCAGCCUGCUGUUCCUCCCGUGCCAGGGAAGAAGAUGAAUGGGCCGCCCGGCAGGCCUGAGACCGAGGAAGAAAAGAGGCUGAGGAAAAAGAGGGAGUAUGAGAAGCAAAGGCAAGAAGAAAAGCAUAGACAGCAGUUGAAGGAAUCCCAGAACACUGUUCUGCAAAAGACUCAAAUGUUGUCGUCUGGGAAGGGGCAUGGUUCGAUUGUAGGGUCUCGAAUGGGAGAAAGGAGAACUACUCCAUUGUUGAGCGGCGAGAGGGUUGAAAAUAGGUUGAAAAAGCCCACAACAUUUUUGUGUAAGCUCAGGUUUCGAAAUGAACUUCCAGAUCCAAGUGCACAGCCUAAGCUUAUGGCAUUCAAGAAAGAUAAAGAUCAAUAUGCAAAAUAUACAAUCACAUCUCUGGAGAAAAUGUACAAACCCAAGCUAUUUGUGGAGCCAGAUCUAGGGAUACCUCUGGACCUGCUUGAUCUCAGUGUUUACAAUCCUCCCAGCUUCAGACCACCUCUUGCUCCAGAAGAUGAAGAUUUGUUGCGAGAUGAUGAAGCAAUUACUCCUAUAAAAAAAGAUGGCAUAAAAAGGAAAGAGAGGCCUACUGAUAAAGGUGUAGCUUGGCUUGUCAAAACACAAUAUAUAUCUCCUCUAAGCAUGGAAUCGACAAAGCAGUCUUUAACUGAAAAACAAGCUAAGGAAUUGAGAGAGAUGAAAGGAGGCCGCAGCAUUUUGGACAAUCUUAACAAUAGGGAAAGACAAAUCAGGGAAAUAGAAGCAUCAUUUGAAGCAGCUAAGUCAGAUCUUGUUCAUGCAACCAACAAAGAUUUGUAUCCUGUUGAGGUUAUGCCAUUGCUACCUGAUUUUGAUAGGUAUGAUGAACAGUUUGUUGUUGCUGCAUUUGAUAAUGCUCCCACAGCUGAUUCAGAAAUGUAUGCUAAGUUGGACAAAUCUGUUCGUGAUGCCUUUGAAUCAAAGGCUGUUAUGAAAAGUUAUGUUGCAACGAGCUCAGAUCCUGCUAAUCCUGAUAAGUUUUUGGCAUACAUGACCCCAGCACCAGGAGAGCUGUCAAAGGAUAUAUAUGAUGAAAAUGAAGAAGUCUCGUAUUCUUGGAUCCGCGAGUAUAAUUGGGAUGUUCGGGGUGAUGAUGCAGAUGACCCUACAACAUUCUUAGUUUCAUUUGACGAUUCAGAAGCACGUUACUUGCCUCUUCCAACUAAACUUGUUUUAAGAAAAAAGAGGGCUAGAGAGGGAAGAUGGGGUGAUGAGGUUGAACAAUGUCCAAUACCUUCAAGAGUGACCGUAAGGCGGAGGUCUAGUGUUGCUGCAAUUGAGCGGAAGGAUUCUGGGGUUUAUACAAGUUCAAAGGGCAAUUCCUCGAAGAGAGGGGAUUUAGAAAUGGAUGAUGGUCUUGAACAUCAACAUAGAGUUGCACCGCACCACGACAAUUAUCAGUCUAGUGGAGGAGAAGAUGACAUGUCUGAUUAAUUAUUUAAUGCAAAUGCUUCUGCCUUAAAAAGAAAGUUGUCCAAUGAAGUGGUGGUGGGAUUGGCUGCAGAUAGCUGAACCUGUAGUGAUGCUUCAAUGAAGGAUAACAUAUGACAAAUCCCAUUUUUUUUUUAAAUGUGAUACAUUGCCUGUAAAAUUACACGUAUCUUUUAAGAUGGCUAGCCAUCAUUCCAUAAGGAUUUGAAUUUAGUCAAUCUCGAAAUGAAUUUAAAUUUUGACGUAUUAUAUCAAAUUAAUCGAUAUUGAGAUGUAUUGUGAUAUACACAAUUUAUGUUCAUAAUU
This is a messenger RNA of Abrus precatorius (Indian licorice), 2552 nucleotides long. Its product is annotated as protein PAF1 homolog. Gene Ontology annotation, molecular function: RNA polymerase II complex binding; chromatin binding. The coding region runs from base 261 to 2249 and encodes 662 amino acids. The record is from RefSeq and is a predicted model, not a curated record. Gene Ontology annotation, cellular component: Cdc73/Paf1 complex. Gene Ontology annotation, biological process: transcription elongation by RNA polymerase II. Lineage: Eukaryota; Viridiplantae; Streptophyta; Magnoliopsida; Fabales; Fabaceae. The transcript has 13 exons.